AUCUAGGUACCCCGUCUCUGCACCCCUCCAUCCCUCCUCUGGCCCCUCUGGCCCUCCCUUGGCCUGCCUCUUGGUCGCCCAUCUGUAGGUCCCUUCAUUCCUCCUCUUUUCUCUGGUUUCCUGUCCCUCCCUCCACCUCCGGGCACCCCAUUCGUACGCUCUUCCAUCCACACCCCUGUCGCCCGGGUCCCACCACCGCUGCCACCCCCUACCUGGGGACCCCGGCUUGUCCUAGCCUACCCCGUCAGCCCCUACUCCCGCCCGGCGUUUAAACUCUUCCCCGCCCUUAGCCAUGUCCAACAACAUGGCCAAGAUCGCGGAGGCCCGCAAGACGGUGGAACAGCUGAAGCUGGAGGUGAACAUCGAUCGCAUGAAGGUGUCGCAGGCGGCCGCCGAGCUCCUGGCCUUCUGCGAGACGCACGCCAAAGAUGACCCGCUGGUGACGCCGGUCCCCGCCGCAGAGAACCCCUUCCGCGACAAGCGCCUCUUUUGCGUCCUGCUCUGAGUCUUCGCGACAGCUUACCCCCUCCCUCGCCACAGAGUGAAUCCAAUAAACGUGGCGGCUGU
Messenger RNA from Lynx canadensis (Canada lynx), 567 nucleotides. RefSeq names its product G protein subunit gamma 8 (gene GNG8). The transcript is spliced from 2 exons. The record is from RefSeq and is a predicted model, not a curated record. NCBI's taxonomy places the organism in Eukaryota, Metazoa, Chordata, Mammalia, Carnivora, Felidae. Gene Ontology annotation, biological process: G protein-coupled receptor signaling pathway. Bases 293 to 505 code for a protein of 70 amino acids. Gene Ontology annotation, cellular component: heterotrimeric G-protein complex. Gene Ontology annotation, molecular function: G-protein beta-subunit binding.